AUGGCAAUGAUUGGCGCGAGUGAGCGACCGAAUGCGUCGCAGACGUUCAAGAAUGCGGUACGGACCAAAGUGAUGUAUGUCAACUGGCAGCAGCUCCUCACGGUAUCACGGUCGACUCGAGAUGACAGUGGUUUCCGCGACCGAAGAUUCCGAUAUGUUGAAUACUACGGCUACAAACCAGCCAAGGCCGAGCAGAAUGAUCCAGACGGCAAGUCACCGCGCCCAUGGCCGGGAGAAGAGCUCCUUCGAUCAAGACACGCGCUUGCCGAUUCCCGCGCCACGAAUAGAAUCUCGAAGGCAAGGCCACAGGCGAAUCUGCAUGAUUCCAAGGCAGAUUCACAGCGGAAUCGGCAAAAUUCUCCUGCUCAAAAGCAGUCCUCCGAUGCCUCCCCUGGCUCGCGGGCUCAGCCUGCACAGAACAGUUCCGCUGCCUCGGCCCAGCAGCAGCAGACUCCCACCGUCGCUGCAUCACAGCAGCAGAAUAACACAGUCGUGCCUGCUCCUCGCAAUGAGAACGGCACCACCAACGGCGCUGGCAACACACAGCCGGCAGCCGCUACCACUGCUACUACCCAGAGCAGUAACGACACUGAUCCCGAUGACAAUGGGGUCGUGUACGAAGACUAUGGGUUUUUCUAA
This is a messenger RNA of Zasmidium cellare ATCC 36951, 639 nucleotides long. RefSeq lists its product as uncharacterized. NCBI's taxonomy places the organism in Eukaryota, Fungi, Ascomycota, Dothideomycetes, Mycosphaerellales, Mycosphaerellaceae. The record is from RefSeq and is a predicted model, not a curated record. The coding region runs from base 1 to 639 and encodes 212 amino acids. The transcript is spliced from 2 exons.